AUGGCCCCGCACCCGCCCAGCGCCGGGCAGUACCUGCGCUCUGACAGCGGCGCCUCCGACACGCCAAUGCUGCCCGAGGGGCCCGCUCCCGGGCCCGCUCCCGGUGACUGCCCCGGGCCCGGUGCCGGUCCGGACGGCGGCCCCGGCGCGGCGCGGGGGCAGCGGCAGCGGCGGUGCGGGACGCUGUGGGGCAGCGUGGCCGUCAUGGCCAUCCUGGCCCUGCAGAUCGCCUCCACCACCGGCCUCUUCGUCUACUUCACCAUGGCCAUCUCCAAGCUGAAAUCCCAGGCUCCGGGCAGCGCGGAGGAGCUGCGGUGUCUGCAGGUGCUCAAUCAGCAGCCCGAGGGCUCCAGCCUGGAGGAGCUGAGCAGCAGCCAGGGCUGCCUCAAGCUGGCCAGCACCAUCAAAGCCUACGUGGCCACGGUGACCGAGAACAUGAUCCGCAAGAGCGCCGUGAAGGAGGCCUGGCAGAGCUACUCCAACACCUCAGAGGGGCAACUUCCUCCCAAAAUAGCUGGGAAACCUUCGGCACACCUCACCCUCCGCCCGCAGAGCCUGGCUCAGGAUGGACGCUCCCAGCGCUUCGGGAACCUCUCGCAGUCGUGCCGCCACGCCAUCGCCCACUGGGGGCACAGCAGCCUCCACUCGCACGUGCAGAACAUGACGUACCGGGCUGGGCGGCUGCGCGUGGAGCAGCCGGGCAAGUACUACGUGUACUCGCAGAUCUACUUCCGCUACCGCGGCGCCGGCCGCGACUCGGGCCCUCAGCUCGUGCAGUGCAUCCAGUGGCAGCCGGCCCACAGCCCACCCGUGCUGCUGCUCAAGGGCGUGGGCACCAAGUGCUGGGCGCCCGAGGCCGACUACGGGCUCCACGCGCUCUACCAGGGGGGACUCUUCGAGCUCAAGGCCGGUGACGAGCUCUUCGUCUCCGUCUCCUCCUUGGCCAUCGACUCCAACGAUGCAGCAGCCAGUUACUUCGGGGCCUUCCGGCUCGACCUGUGACAGCCCCUCUGCUCCCACCCGGCCCGUGUGGCCCCCGGACAGCGGCCGAUGGCCCGGGGCUGGGGCGGGGCUCUUCCGACGCGUUGUCCCUUGCGGUGAGGGAUGAGCCAAGAGGGGCACGGGGUGGCUGCGUGCGGGGCUCUGCUGGGCUCGGUGCCAUCCUCCACGUGGGAGGCAGCCAUGAACCAGGAUGGGGCUCUGAGGACCUACAUGGGACGUGCACGAUGGGGGACAUCCCAGCCCUGCUGGCACAACACCUCCCAACGGCUCCCUGUACCAGGAAAUGCACCAGGCCACAUCUGCCACUGCAGGACCAAGUGUCCCCGUGGCAGGGUGACACCCCUGAGUCUGACCUCACCUUGGGCAGGGCUGUGGGUGCCAGGACCUGGGGCUGGAAGCAACCCUAGGGCACAGGGCUGGCACCUCUGGGCACAGGGUUGACAGGGGCACACGCUGUGGGGAUGGGGCAGGUCCAGUGUCAGCCUCUGGAAGGGAAGGAAGGAGUUUCAGUUUGGGAGAUAAAAGCCUGGGGCAACACCAGCGAUGGUUCCAGGGAGGGCAAAGGGCAGGACCGUGACACCGCAGCGGUCGCCAGUCCUGGCACCACGCCUGGCACGUGGCACUGGGGCACGUGCUGACCAAGCCAGGCUGCCCAGGACCAGGAGCUCAGCCCGGCUGCUGGCCAAGCACCUCCUCCCGUGGGGAUUUUGUCCCCCCAGCCCUUAUGGACAGCGCAGUCACCGCUUCCUCGCACCUCCAGCCCUGGCAGCCCCUGCAGGAUUCCAGCUUUGGGUGAGCCCGGUGGCCACAGCAGGACCUUGGAGGGACCAAACCAGCCCUGGGGUGAUGAUGGAGGCCACCCCAGAGGCCAAAGGUGGGUUCAGGCUGGGCAGAGCAGGGCCCAGCUGGCUCAGCCCAUGGGCUCUGGGUGGGCACAGCCUCCUUUUCUAACUCCCCCUGUACCCUCUGUAUCCUACUAAGACUGAGGCGGGAUUUACAGACAGUGCCAGCGUGGGCUGCCACAGGCAGGACACCCAGGGAGGAUGGAAUAAAGCCUUGUACUCCAGCACA
This is a messenger RNA of Hirundo rustica (Barn swallow), 2073 nucleotides long. Its product is annotated as tumor necrosis factor ligand superfamily member 10-like. Gene Ontology annotation, biological process: immune response. Gene Ontology annotation, molecular function: tumor necrosis factor receptor binding. Gene Ontology annotation, cellular component: membrane. The record is from RefSeq and is a predicted model, not a curated record. The transcript has 5 exons. Bases 1 to 1002 code for a protein of 333 amino acids. NCBI's taxonomy places the organism in Eukaryota, Metazoa, Chordata, Aves, Passeriformes, Hirundinidae.